Paramecium tetraurelia is the source of this 1718-nucleotide messenger RNA. RefSeq lists its product as uncharacterized. The transcript is spliced from 5 exons. Lineage: Eukaryota; Ciliophora; Oligohymenophorea; Peniculida; Parameciidae. The record is from RefSeq and is a predicted model, not a curated record.
AUGUUUUCAAUAUAAAUAGGCUUAAUAACAGCACUAUUCUUUUAGAAUUCAAUCUAAACUAAUAGAAUCCGCAGUCAUCCAAAUUAAACAUUUACGGUAAAUGAGGAAUCUCUGGAAUUCUAAUUUUCUACUUAAGAGGCUCAUGUGAAAUUACUAAGCAAUCCUGCAAUAUAUGACAUUAUUGUUUAUAGAAAUGAUUCAAAUUCAUUAGGUGCUUACAUUGAAACACCCUUCCUUAGUUUGGACAAUCAAUACCUGGAUGAUUAAUAAUUAGACAAUGAUUGCAUAGGUUUGCCUAAACAUCCUAAGUUGACUGAAAUAUUUAGUGUUAAUUUAUUGGAUAAUACUGAAGAUAUUUACUAUACAGACCUCUUGAUUUUGGGAUAACAAUAGAAAAUAUUUUUAUUGACAGAUGAACUAGAAUUAAAGCAGGCCAUACUGCUGUUUAAUUAAUCCCAAUCCCCACAAUGGAAUAUACAAAUUAAAAAUAUUUCUUACAAUCUUUAAACCUUGAUUUCUGAGCAAGUCAACUACACAAAUGCCUAUUUUGCACACUUCCAGAGUGAUCAAGAUCGCUGUCUGAUUCUAUCGAACUAUGGAGGAUUUUGGUUGAAUACUAAUUCUGAAAUAGAGAAGCCCAAUUUAAAUCUAGAACCAGUGAUAAACAAAAGAUAAGAUCUCAAUAAAGUAAGUCUUUUCGAAGAAUAUCUUGCUAUUGCAAAUGGCAUUGCUGGAGUCGAUCUCUAUUAAUAUAUCAAUAAGCAGCUAAUCUAUUUACUCACAAUCUCAGCAGAACAAUUAAAUUAAACAGCAGUCAACAUUAUAUCUGUAAAACUAUCUUAAGAAAGGAUAAGCAUCUUAGAUGAGCAUACAGGAUUGUACAUCUUUAAAAUACAAAAUGGACAACUAUCCUUAGAUCUCACAAUAUCCUAAUCAAGAUGUGUUGCCUUUGAUCAUUAUUAGAACACUUACUUGGUUGUGGCUGAAACUCCAAAUAAUAUAGAGUACAUGAUGGAGAUAUUCCUCCUACCUGACUCAAAGGAAUACUAUAUAAAUAGAAUAUAUGUUGAUGAUUUCUCUUUUAGAGAUAUUUAAAUUGAUGAAGACUAUGCAAUCAUUAUUGGCGAAGAUGUCCAUUUGGUACUUAGACAUUCCAUUUUCAAUGGUUUCAUGAGGAAUAACACAGAUUUAGUAAAAACAUUCUUUGAAGAUGAAUUAAUUAGAUUCCAAUAUUUUGAUAUGAAUGAAUCCAUUAGGACCUAAUUUAUGGAAACAUCCUAUUAUAUAGGUCUCUCUAAAGGAUCUUUGCAUAUUUGGAAAUUUAAUGAUUACAACCCAGUUAUUAUUUGUAAAUUCUAAUAUGGAAGAGAGUAAAAUUACACCCUCAAAGCCAAUACUUCAAGAUGUGAAGGACAUCAGAUUACAGAUUUAUUUGAAUAAUGUCAAAUCACAUAAUAAUUAUCAAUCUAAGCUUCAGGACCUCUUUUGGAAUCGGAUUCAAAUUACCUGAUUAUUGGGGUUUGUGUUUCAGUUGCAGUAAUUCUCGUAAUCAUCGUCUUCAUUUUGUGUAGAAAAGGUAGAGCACUAGCUAAGAGAAUAUAAGAAUUAAAGUAACAAGCUGAAGAAAUGAAAAAAUAUGGGGCAUUUUAAGAAUAAGAACAACAAUCUGCUGAACAUUGAACAUUUAAUUGUUAGCAAUUAUAGAUUUUAUGUUUUAA